UUGCACACAGCCUGGCCGUUAUGGUCUCAGGGAUCGUAGUCUCAUGAACCCUACACAACGCCUUAUUUGUCAGAUGAAUAAGCAAGUAGUAGAUGAGGAUUCUGCGUCCACAGUAUCAGUUAAUGCCUAAUUGUUUAAGUUCUUUAGAGAUGCAAUUUCAGUUUGAGUUCUGAAAGUAUUUGACCAAAGAAGAGUCUAAGUAGAACUUGAAGCUACAGGAACAACAUAUUGCAUUUCGGAGGUGUAACAGGCAUCUCUGAGUCUGUGUUUAGUUAGGAGAUUGAUCACCUUCUUUCUUUCCACACUCCUUUUUGAGAGAGUUUUAGAACUGACAUGCACGCCAGUUUUGUUCCUAGUAAUGCACUUAUUAUUUUUGUUUUUUGUCUCAAGUUUUGCACUGCACUCCUAAAUUUAGCAGAAUUUCAGGGGGGUGUAUGUAACGGGUACAAGAAAUACUUUGAUUAUUUGAGUGAAAUUCCUGCUAAAAUAUGUAUAUUGUUUGUUAUGCAAUGAGAGGUCCAAUUGCGCCAUCUGCUGGUACCUGAAAGUCUGUAAAUAUGACCGCAAACCGGAAGCUUAUUGGCAGACUUCCUGUUCUCUGCUAAUGGUAAGCCACGUUCUGAUAUUGCUCCGCAAAAUAUUAUAUAUUACACUAAAGUUUACGUGAGAUUUAUUGUAAGAUACACAGUUAUUUAAUAGCAGUUGAAAUGCUACGUUGUGGAAUUUUCGUUUUGAAUUGGUUGUUGCUCACGUCAGAUGUAUUACUAUUUUGCACUGAAGUCGAUAUUAUUUUCCCCCUGUAGACAUCGAAAUCAGCAGAGGUGCUAACCACAUAUUGUGUGUAUGUGCGUUCUGAUCACUCAUUGCAGGAAAAAAAUAAAUUUUGAGAAGUUUCCUGUUGACGCCCAAUCAUGGUGAGACGCUGUGGGCUGCUCACUAACAACAGGGAGCCAGUUCCUUUAAAGGGCAUUGAAGUAGAGCUGGAGGUGAAGGACCACGUGGCCACAGUGGUGUCCACUCAGCACUAUGAGAACAAGGAGGACAAAGCCAUAGAAGCUGUUUUUGUUUUCCCUCUGCCCGGAGAUGCUGCUGUCUGCCAUUUCAGCGCUAAGGUCGGACAGACUGAGAUUGUGGCCGAGGUGAAGGAGAAACAGAAGGCCCGCGAUGAGUACGACGAUGCCUUGAGCUCAGGGCAGCAGGCCUUCCUCCUGGAAGAGAGUGAGCAGAGCCCAGAUAUCUUCUCUCUCAGUGUGGGCAGUCUUCCUCCAGGAGAGAGCGCCUCCAUCAGGCUGGAGUACAUCAUUGAGCUGGCUGUACAGGCGGAUGACGCGCUGAGGUUUUGUUUGCCUGCGGUGCUCAACCCUCGCUACCAACCUCAGGGGAGUGAAGGUGGCAGCGUCCAGGUGACCUCUGUCCCCGCCUCUCAGGUGCCCUACAGUCUGUCUUUCUCUGCUCGGGUGUCCUCUCCUCGUCAGGUCUCCAAAAUCGACUCCAACUGUUCCUUGGAGCCUCUGCAGUACCUUAACGCUGAGCAAAGCCAGGCUGUCGUGAAACUGGCUGCAGGACACAAGUUUGACAGGGAUGUUGAGCUGCUGAUUUACUACAAGGAUGCCCACCAGCCGGCUGCUGUGGUGGAGGCAGGUCAGGCGCCUGCCAAGCCUGGCACACUGAUGGGAGAUGCGGUCGUGAUGCUGAGUGUGUACCCGGAGUUCCCUCAGGCAGUGAUGUCUUCACUGGCCUCAAGUGGAGAAUUUGUGUUCUUACUAGAUCGAUCUGGAAGUAUGGGUUGUCUUAUCAACAACAUCAAGAAGAGUGAGACUCGCAUCAGCAGUGCCAGGGAUACUCUUCUGCUGCUUCUGAAGAGCUUACCAGUAGGCUGCUACUUCAACAUCUACAGUUUUGGAUCUCGCUUUGAACACAUCUUCCCUACAAGUGUGGAAUACAGUGAGAAGACCAUGGAAGAGGCUCUGAAGAAAGUCAAUGAGUUUCAAGCUAACCUAGGAGGAACAGAGAUCCUUCAGCCGCUCAAACACAUUUACAACCAACCCUGCAUUCCCAGUCAACCAAGACAAGUUUUUGUGUUCACUGAUGGCGAGGUUGGAAACACCAAAGAGGUUUUGAACCUAGUGAAGAAGAAUUCCACUUCCCACAGGUGUUUCUCUUUUGGGAUCGGCGAAGGUGCCAGCACUGCUCUCAUCGAUGGAUUGGCUAAGGAGGGAGGAGGUCACGCUCAGUUCAUCACAGGAGCCGACAGAAUGCAAGCAAAAGUGAUGCAAUCGCUGCAAUUUGCUUUGCAACCAACAGUGAAGGACAUUUUGGUCAAGUGGGAUCUGCCAAAGGGAGUGUCUGUCACUGUCUUGUCUCCACCUCUCACAUCAAUUUUCCAGGGUCAAAGGUCCCUCAUUUAUGUUCAGCUCACUGGACAGAGUUCCGAGGCAACAGAUGGCUGUGUAAGUGUCGAGUACAGCCUAGCAGGUCAUCCGUACCAGAACCAGCUCCACUUCGCUCUACAACCCACAGAGGAAACUGGCAGAUUAACCAUCCAUAGACUGUGUGCUCGGACUCUGAUUCGCUGCUUGGAGACAAAGGAGACCGAACGCGGUGGACAGCAGGAUGAGACAGUGAAGGUCCAGGUGGUGGACGUCAGCGUCCAAUCAGGAGUGAGCAGCUCCUUCACCGCCUUUGUUGCAAUCAACAAAGCAAGCAAAGAAGCCGUUCAAGGACCUCUGCUGCGCAGAAAUAUUCCAACACCUUCCAUUAACUACAAGGCUUGUCUUCUGAUGGAAGGUGCAACAAAAAAAUCUAAAGGAAGUAUACCUAUGAUGAAGAUGCAAAGCCCGAUGCCUCCUACUUAUUCUUAUUGUGAUUCCAUUCAGAUGACAAUGGAAAAUGCAGACCAAAAAUUUGAAGGAGGAAUUUUUCAUUCACUUAAAAUGAGGAUGCGAGGCUCUAAGAAGAAAUCUGCACCAAGCACGAGGAAAUCUGCGGAUUCUUGUGUUGAAAAGACUUUAGCCAGCUCGUCGCCUACAGACCCUUGGCUGCAGUUGGUUUCCCUCCAGAAGGCGUCGGGCAGCUGGGAGCUCAAACCCACUCUGGCUGCUGUGCUAGGAAAGACCAGCAAGGAGGUGGAGAAGUUGAAGCCUGCAUCGGCGAAUGAGAACGUGUGGGCCACCAUUCUGGCUCUGGUCUGGCUUCAUGGCUUCAAGUCAGAUGCUGAGGUCGAAUGGAAGCUUCUGGCUAGGAAGGCUGCGUCAUGGCUCCUUUCUCUGAAUGCACCUUCUGUGACAGACUGUGUUGUGGCUGCAAACACUCUGUUGGGCUGCAACGUACAAAAAGAUACACUGGGCCUGUGAGGUGUCCAAUACAAAGAAACUUUGUCAACAUUGCACUAUUUUCAUCCAAUCUGCUUUUCUUGUCUGCAUUCCUCUUUGAUAAGUUGCUCAUGGGUCAAUGUCAUGUUUUCUUACACAGAUCAACUAAAAGUGGCAAACCUGAAACCUAUAGAACCAUAAACAACAUUAUAGGGAGUGCAUACAGCUACACAAAGGCCAUACACACAACUCAUUGUGUUGUCUUGAGUGAUUUUAUGCUAAAACUAUGAUUCUAAAUCCAGUCCCUUUUAUUAUUCUAAUAUUUCAUUCUCAAAUAAUUACUAAACGACACAAUAAAGAUUUCAAGUGGAAUAUUUAA
Messenger RNA from Nerophis lumbriciformis (worm pipefish), 3690 nucleotides. The record is from RefSeq and is a predicted model, not a curated record. Lineage: Eukaryota; Metazoa; Chordata; Actinopteri; Syngnathiformes; Syngnathidae.